Molecule: messenger RNA, 2493 nt
Organism: Capronia coronata CBS 617.96
Lineage: Eukaryota; Fungi; Ascomycota; Eurotiomycetes; Chaetothyriales; Herpotrichiellaceae
Product: allantoicase
Exons: 4
Coding region: 1-2493 (830 amino acids)
Molecular function (GO): GTPase binding
Source: RefSeq, a predicted model, not a curated record
AUGGACCUCCAAACCCCUACUCCGCCAGCCGACGACGCUCUCUCCCCUUCACCGCCGACGCCGCGCACACUCCCAGGCGACCUACCGACCUCCCUAGAUGACCGCCGUGCCUUUCCCAGCUAUAGCGGAGAGACCGAGAUAUACGAUGCCUGGCAAGGCUCUUCCCAAUACAUUACCGCGCCCAUUCCCGCAAGGCCGGUCCCAUUCGACCUUCACCUGGACACACCCGCCUAUGACGACGAGGACACGUAUGCCCGAAUCCAGGAUAGUGAUUCGCGGCUGAUGGAAAUGGUUGCCGCGCAGGCUCAUCACCGAGAAGAUGGAAGCCCAGGACAAGACGAGGAUGCCAUUGCCACGGAUGACAGUCUUUCGGCCAGCGAGAAAAAAGAAAUCCUACAGAAAAGCCUUAACAUGGCCGCGAGCAAUGGGGAUGUAGCUCGAAUACAGAAGCUUGUUGGAGGCCGGGCCAAGGAGUUUGUGGAUGUCAACCAGCCCGACGAGGAGGGCACUGUACCCUUGAUCUACGCCAGUUGCUUCGGGCAUUAUGAAGUGGUGGCUGCGCUCUUGGAUGCGGGAGCCCAGGUGGACAAGCAGGACCGGAAUCAAUGGAGCGCUUUGAUGUGGGCAAUGACCAACCGCCACAAACAAAUUGCCAAACUGCUGCUCGACCACGGGGCCAAUCCCGACAUCAAGUCUUCGUCUGGUGGCACGGCACUAGAUUUUCUCCAACCCGGAUCCGACUUGUCACAUUUUCUCCACGAGAAUGGCUACCAUUUCGGGGCCUCAACUGUGGAAGACGACUUUUACAGCUCGGGCUUCUCCCAGGACCGGUUUGAAGAAGAGAUGGCAGAAAACGAAAUGAAAAGGCGCAUGCUGAUGCAGGAGAGUGCGGCGAACCUGGAAGUGGACCUGUCAACCCUGGGAUUUGAUGAACAGCCUGAGUCGCCCAUUGAUUUCGAAAUGGAAGAAGAGUUCGUCUGGGAUCGUUGCAUUGGCGACCAGAUGUUUGUCUUCCAGGCGGACAAACUUGAUUCUAUCUAUGACCUGAUCAUCACCAACAUGACUCCUCAACGAUCACCCUCACAGAAGCCAGUUCCGGCGAAUCUGGUCUUCCUAAUGGCUCGGUACGCUCACUAUCAUAUGACCGCGUCUCUCCUCGACGAGGUCUUGACGAAAGCCCUGGAUCUGAUCAACGAAGUGAUCGAGCGUCAUCAGUGGGAUAUGACGAUGCUGGCCUUCUGGAUCUCUAACGCGACGCUGCUGCUCCAUUACUUGAAAAAGGAUGCGGGGCUCGUGGAAGCGACGGCCAAGUAUCAACUUGAACUUGCCGAGCUGAUCAAUGAGACGUAUAUUCUUAUCAUUCGGGACGCUGAGAGGAGAAUGAAUAAAGUGCUGGAUGUGGCAAUGCUAGAUCACGAGACCAUCCCGGGCUUGGAUGACAUUGCUUUCCAAGGAGAGUGGAAGGUGUUUAAGUCGAAACCGAAAACGAAAGAAGAGCCACCGGAGAAGAGGUAUCGACCUCCUUCACCCAAAAGACGAGCCCAGACCUCACCACGGAACAUCACGUCUCUGCUCUCCUCGACGUUGUUUGUGCUGGACCUCUAUGAUGUGCAUUCCGUGAUUACCGCGCAGAUCUUGUCUCAGCUUCUGUAUUGGAUUGGAGCGGAAUUAUUCAACCGUGUCAUGAACACGAGGAAAUACCUGUCUAGAACCAAGGCCAUGCAGAUCCGGAUGAACGUGUCAGCGAUUGAAGACUGGGCACGUGCGAACAACCGGCAGCCAGAACAUUACGAAAACGGCUCGACAGUCUCGACGGGAGAAAACACUGUGGAUGCUGCACGACGACAUCUGGCUCCGAUCAUCCAACUGCUUCAGUGGUUGCAGUGUUUCAGUUCUCUGGGGGAAGACCACGAAUCCCUCGUCGCAACGUUGGUUCAACUGCAGCGGCUCACCCCCACGCAGUUGAUACACGCCGUGAAGAACUAUCGACGAGAGGUGGGCGAGAAAAGCCUACCCAAAGCGCACAUGAAGUUCUUAGUGCAGCUGCAAAAGGGCCAACAGUCAUUGAUCAGGACACCUUCGACGCCAAUGGCCGAUGCUUCCGGAUCCGGCACGGCUACACCUGCCGGGCAGAAUGGGACGUCUGGACAGGACAAUAAGAGUCCUACCACGCCUCAAGGGGCGUCGGCGCCAUCGACAUCGUCGCCAGUGGAUGCAGACACUGAUCCCUCUCAACGUCGAAAUGCGUUGACUCUCGAUCAAUCUCUCAUGCUUCCAUUCUCACUCCCCACGUCGACUGAUAUGCUCAUCACCUACGGAGCGGGCAUCGGCGGCGUCAAUCGAGAGCGAGCGCGGAAAUAUAUCCCGACCAUCCCUACUGAGGUCUUGAGUAAGCUGAACCUCGACGGCGAUGGAAGGCGUCGUGCAGGAAGUACGGGGACCAUAGGGACUAUUGGUACAACAGUACAAGGAUGGCGAAGUGGUGGAUUCUGA